UCCAGAGGAUCAGGUUUUUCAAGAUGUGCGAGAUCGCAUUAACCAAUUGACAGAAUCUUCGGAUCCCUGGGGAGGAUGUGACGAAGACAUGGCAUGGACAUCGAGAAUCGACAACGCUUCGAAUGAAAAACCAAUGCUGGGGGUAGGGGGUUCCGAAGAGGAAAAAGAAGGGCUCGAUAAGCCGACCGAACAUGGUGUUGACAACGCAGUAGAAGAUGGCAAGGAAUAUCAGGCUGCGAUUACCCAAGUUCGCAAAGACAACGAAGAAGAGUGCAUAACACAAGUUGUAAAAAGCUAUGACGGACAACCGAUAUGCCAGGAAGAGUCCCAAUAUCAUGGAAGCGAAAGAGCGCUUAUUGGUAACGAUGGCAUAGUUAUUCAAGAUUGCCAAUACGAUAAAGAGUGUGAUAUACAAUUCAUGACUAAUGGGGAAGAAGAAAUGUGUGACAAACAUAAGCGCUACUCUGAAGCAGGCGCUUGUGACAACGUUGAACUCUAUGAUAAAGUUAAUGGAGAUAUCGACGACCGACCAGCACCCCCUUUGGUGGACGAGGUGUCCUGGCAACCACCACUCAAUCUUGACGAUGUUCUGAAACAAUCCAUUGCCGAGUGUGAUUUACCUUGCAAUGAAGAUGUCGGCUGUAACGAAGAUGCACCCUGCAUGCAAGGUCGAAUCAAUUUUGACGAGAUCUAUUUACGUACACCAUGUCCUAGCUCGUCAAAAGAACCUGGUACAUCGAUUAUCAACAGGGUGGCUAUUAAUAACGUAUGCAAGCGAAGAUUAGCAGAAGAAUUAUUUCAAGGUAUCCAUACAGACUCUGAGUUUAAUUUUGACCCUUGAUUACUAAAGAGAGGAUGAACAAGUCUUAUAUUGAAGAUCUAAUCAAAUACGGUUUUGAUAGUAAUGACAGUAUUGACGAUUGUUUAUCACAAUCGUCAAUAUAUGAUACAUUAAUUGACGAUAGCGUCUAUAGUGAUACUUAUUGUGACAAUGCGGACGAUGAUAAUGACAAUACAUCGUAUUAUAAUCGAGUCAA
Messenger RNA from Ixodes scapularis (black-legged tick), 1037 nucleotides. RefSeq lists its product as uncharacterized. Bases 89 to 841 code for a protein of 250 amino acids. The transcript has 4 exons. The record is from RefSeq and is a predicted model, not a curated record. NCBI's taxonomy places the organism in Eukaryota, Metazoa, Arthropoda, Arachnida, Ixodida, Ixodidae.